Melozone crissalis (California towhee) is the source of this 1247-nucleotide messenger RNA. RefSeq names its product autophagy related 4A cysteine peptidase (gene ATG4A). The transcript is spliced from 13 exons. NCBI's taxonomy places the organism in Eukaryota, Metazoa, Chordata, Aves, Passeriformes, Passerellidae. Gene Ontology annotation, molecular function: protein-phosphatidylethanolamide deconjugating activity. The record is from RefSeq and is a predicted model, not a curated record. The coding region runs from base 36 to 1229 and encodes 397 amino acids.
GGGGCGAAGGGGAGGAGGAUGGUGACAGCGGGAGGAUGGAGGCCGUUUUGUCUAGGUAUGAAAACCAGAUCACUCUUUUGUCAGACUACUUAGAAGAAUUUCCAGAAACUGAUGAGCCAGUGUGGAUUUUAGGAAGGCAACACCACCUAAACACAGACAAAUCUAAAUUAUUGUUGGAUAUAAGUGCUCGUCUCUGGUUCACUUACAGAAGAAAGUUUUCACCUAUUGGAGGCACCGGUCCCUCGUCUGACGCGGGCUGGGGAUGCAUGCUGAGGUGUGGGCAGAUGAUGUUGGCCCAGGCACUGAUCUGCAGACAUUUAGGAAGAGAUUGGCAAUGGGAAAAACACAAAAAGCAACCAGAAGAAUAUCAUAGAAUCUUACGGUGCUUUCUGGAUAGAAAAGAUUGCUGUUAUUCCAUCCACCAAAUGGCACAGAUGGGUGUUGGAGAGGGGAAGUCCAUUGGGGAGUGGUUUGGACCAAACACAGUUGCUCAAGUGCUGAAGAAGCUUGCUUUAUUUGAUGAAUGGAAUUCAUUAGCAGUUUAUGUAUCUAUGGACAAUACUGUGGUCAUCGAGGACAUCAAGAAGAUGUGCUGGUGCCCUGCCCAGAGCAGCAGUGUUGCCCACAGCAGUGCACAUUUGCACAGGAGUGCUCUUGGCCCAAACAAGAACACAGCAGGAUUGUGCCCAGGCUGGAAGCCCCUCCUGCUCAUUAUCCCUCUGCGCCUGGGGAUCAAUCACAUCAACCCAGUGUAUAUUGAUGCCUUUAAAGAAUGCUUUAAGAUGCCACAGUCUUUGGGAGCAUUAGGAGGGAAACCCAAUAAUGCCUAUUAUUUUAUAGGAUUUUUAGGCAAUGAGCUGAUCUACUUGGACCCUCACACCACUCAGAGUUUUGUAGAUUCAGAAGAAAAUGGCACAGUUGAUGACAAGAGCUUCCACUGCCAGCAAGCCCCUCACAGAAUGAAGAUCAUGAAUUUGGACCCUUCAGUAGCUUUAGGCUUCUUUUGCAAAGAAGAAUGUGAUUUUGAUAACUGGUGUAGUCUUGUACAAAAGGAGAUUCUAAAGCAGCAGAGCCUGCGGAUGUUUGAGCUGGUGCAGAAGCACCCACCCCACUGGCCUCCUUUCAUACCUCCAAGCAAGCCAGAAGUGACAACCACAGGAGCAGAACUUAUUGAAUCUACUGACAAGCUAUUUGAAUUGGAAGAAGAAUUUGAAAUCUUGAGUGUAUGAAGGAAACUGUGGUGACUC